Molecule: messenger RNA, 1874 nt
Organism: Rhagoletis zephyria (snowberry fruit fly)
Lineage: Eukaryota; Metazoa; Arthropoda; Insecta; Diptera; Tephritidae
Product: TBC1 domain family member 20
Biological process (GO): endoplasmic reticulum to Golgi vesicle-mediated transport; positive regulation of GTPase activity
Cellular component (GO): endoplasmic reticulum membrane
Molecular function (GO): GTPase activator activity
Source: RefSeq, a predicted model, not a curated record
GUGGCAGCAUUUAAUAAAGUGACAACUUACAGGUGCCCCAAAUUUGCUUAGUUUGCAAAUAGAAGUCCUUUAUUUUGUAUUCGUCAUGUUUGCAUUGGAAUGAAAAUAUACAAGUUUUCAGUGAAUUUACGUCCGCAGUUUUUUCCAUAGUUUUCUCGAUAUAUAAAGUUAUAUCAAAGCAAGUUGACAACAUGUCGCGCCAGAUGAAUGGUGGGAACAUGCAGCACAAUGAGAUAAAUAUCGAUCAGCCACAGGAAUUGUGUUUCGAGAAAUGCCCAGAAAGCAGUGAGGAGCAACACAAACGGUUGGAAAUCGAACGUUUGCUACAGGAACAUAAGAACUGCAUACCAUUUCAAAAGCUUCAGGAGUUAGCACGUUCAGACCACGGACUCGUAACUGAUGAGCUCCGGCGAUUGUUAUGGCCGCAAUUGGCUGGUGUGGAUACAUCAAAUUUAGGUCCUGCACCAAGUCUCAGUGAUUUACAAACUCAUCCCGAAUACCAACAAGUGGUGCUCGAUGUAAAUAGGUCGCUUAAGCGUUUCCCGCCUGGCAUUCCAUAUGAGCAACGUAUAGCAUUACAAGACCAACUGACUGUUUUAAUAUUGCGAGUGAUAAAAAAAUACCCAAACUUGCGUUAUUAUCAAGGUUAUCACGAUGUAGCGGUGACGUUCUUAUUGGUCGUUGGCGAAGAGGUAGCAUUUGCGGUUAUGGAAGAGUUAUCAACAAACCACUUUUCUGAGUGUAUGCAGGAAACAAUGGAUGCUACGCAAAAACGUCUCAUGUUUAUAUGGCCACUAGUAGAUUUCGAAAAUCCGCAACUAUUUCAGUUUCUACAAGAAUCUGCUGUAGGUACACUAUUCGCGUUACCCUGGUAUUUAACUUGGUUUGGACAUAGUUUGAAUUCGUAUAAAGAUGUGGUGCGACUAUAUGACUAUUUCUUGGCAUCCCCCAUUUACAUGCCUAUAUUCGUGACUGCUGCCAUAAUAUUACAUCGAGCUGAAGAAAUAUUGAAGGUCGACUGUGACAUGGCUUCAGUUCACUGCCUUCUGUCCAAGCUUCCCGAUGAUCUGCCUUUUGAAGAGCUUUUAAAAACAUCUUCCUUUUUAUAUGACAAAUAUUCAUUGACUGUAAUUGAGAAACAUGUUGAAGAACUAAUUAGAAGAGAAAAACUUCAAAGGCAGUUGGAAGAAAAACGCAUUCAAGAGCGAAGAAAGCAACUUGCUCGCAAUGCUCGCGCCGGUAAUAACGCAUUUGCUCGUUGGUUACCGCAAGUUCUCACUCCAAAGUCAAUGAUAGUAACAACAGCAUUCUCAAUUCUUGUUGGAAUUUGCGCAUACUACUACAAAAACCAGUAUCUAUCGGCAGGAGUUAGUUGAGUAAGUAUUUACAUGCAGCAAAGCAAAAAUCAUGCACUGCGGCAUGCUCCUGCCCCAAUUUGGAACUGGAUGAUCGGCUUUUCUUUUUAAUAAAUGCAUACAAAAUGUAUUUAUAAGUAAUUUUAAUCACUCAUAGGCAAGGUUGGAAAAAUACGUUCACUAUAUUAUACUAUAAGUUUCUUAUUGCUCUUCUUAGCUGGUACAUUAAGGAUAUUUUUAUUAUUUUUUGGUUUAAUUGUAGUUCACUUAUGUGUAUUGAUUGAUAAGAAUAUUGUUAUAUAUAUUAUAUUUGUUAUGCAAGAGUGGUGAUUAAGAGCGUAAACAUAAAAUUACAUAGCAUAGAGCUUCUUAGCAGCUAUGCCCAUGCACAUUCAUUACCAGAUAUAUUCGUAUGAACCCGAUGUAUUUAUAUAACACAAACAUAUUGCAAUGUAAAUUUUAAUCGAAAUUAAUGCGCAUAGAAUAAAUUAGAAGGAAAUGUUAAUAUUUCAAAAAACA